UAUCAACUUAAUAAAAACAGUGCAAUCUAGUUUUAUUUUAAAAAUAUAAGUUGACAUUAAAUAAAAUUUACAAAAAUGCAUAAAGAAUGGUAUCCACAAAAAUAUCUGACAAAUGAUGACAGUGAAAACUAUGCAAUAAUGAUUCUUAAUCGACCUAUAAGUCUCUCAUUUUUUACAAAGCUCUGGAAUGAUGCAACAAUCAGAUUCUGUGUUGAUGGCGGCUUGGAUCAGUUUCUUUCAUACAAAAAAAGUUGCACACAUUUAUUAAAAAAUCCUUACAUAAUUACCGGAGAUUUUGACUCUUGUUCUUCUGAAUCCAUGGAAUUCGCUAAACUCAAAAAAUGCAAAAUAAUUCAAACUCCGGAUCAAAAUGAAACCGAUUUCACAAAAGCCUUACGUACAUUAGAAACAGAGAUACAAAAUACCAAGACAAACUUCAUUCUUGUAAUUUGUGAGACAUCCGGAAGGUUAGAUCAAAUUAUGGCCAAUGUAAACACUUUAUUCAAAGCAAUGAAUUUUAUGAAGACUGAAAUUGUUCUGUUGUCAUCAAACUCUUUGUCGUUUCUUUUGGCGCCCGGAUUUCAUACCAUUCACAUUCCGCAAUUUAUUGUAAAAGCUCAAUAUUGGUGUGCACUUGUUCCUUUCAAAAGAUCUGUGGUGAGAACAAAAGGCUUGAAAUGGAAUUUAACAGACACUGUAAUGGAAUUCGGAGGAAUGGUUAGCACUUCAAAUACAUAUGAAAAAGACACAAAAACUGUCGAAGUCACAACUGAUAGUGCCCUACUUUGGAUAAUGGGUUUAAGUAAUUAAAUAUAUUGUUUUGUU
This is a messenger RNA of Culicoides brevitarsis, 825 nucleotides long. RefSeq names its product thiamin pyrophosphokinase 1. Bases 76 to 810 code for a protein of 244 amino acids. Lineage: Eukaryota; Metazoa; Arthropoda; Insecta; Diptera; Ceratopogonidae. The transcript has 2 exons. The record is from RefSeq and is a predicted model, not a curated record. Gene Ontology annotation, molecular function: ATP binding; thiamine diphosphokinase activity; thiamine binding. Gene Ontology annotation, biological process: thiamine diphosphate biosynthetic process; thiamine metabolic process.